AUGUUACGAUAUUUACUUCCUUUUUUCAAUCGAUUUUUGAACUCUCACAGCUUAUCAUCACAUUUGAAGCAUUUUCGCUGCGUUUCGGUGCACUGUUGGUUGUUGCUAUAUGUAAUAACAUAUGCGCUUGGCGGUGGUCUCAUUUUUUAUGAAUUGGAAUAUGAAGCAUCAAAAUCCCAUUGGAAUGAACAAAUUGAUAAAAAAAAUUUAUGCAUUGUAAAAAUUUUACGGAAACUAAAAAAUUAUUCGGAUGAAACAGUGAAACAUCUUGAACGUUGCUGGAAAGCUGAUAUUGAUAAGACGAAAGAAUGGAAUUACAUUACAUCAACUCUCUACGGAUUUGGCAUCAUCACAACAUUGGGUUAUAAUCAUGUCGCACCCUCAACAAUAGCUGGUCGAUUAUUUUCCAUAAUUUACGGUGUACUUGGUAUACCAGUAACAAUGAUUGCAAUUACAGUUUCGGGUCGCCAUUUAAAUACUCUUAUUGCAAGCUGGCGACGAAAGUUGGAAACUUUUCAAGUACGAAAUUGGAAUAGUGAAGUAAACUUGGAAAAUGAUAAAGAACGGGAAAAAGAAAAAAACGAAGAGACAUCGUCCGGUUAUAUGACAAUUAUAAUUAUCGGCUCCUUUUUAACUUAUGUAUUAUUCGGUGGCUUGUUAUUACCUCUUUUAAAUGGCAAGAUUGAUUUUAUCAACGGUUUAUAUUAUAAUUUUCUUUGCUUAGCAGCAAUUGAUUUCGGUCAACUUAUACCUGAAAGAAUUGCACUUUUACCAAUAACAUUUGUAUAUGUGUGCGUUGGACUUGCUCUAGCAACUAUUGCAAUUGAUGAUGGUACAAAAUAUGCCAGAAAAUUGCAAUAUUUUGGCCAAAGGAUUAAAAAUGUUGCAGCAACAAAAAUUUGGUUCGGUAGUAAAACUUUGAGGGUACAAGAAGUACUGCAUGCAGUUGGUAGCAAAUGUGGUAUAGAACCGUCAGUUAUUGAUGAAAUUGAUUUAGAUAAUCUUAUCGAGGAAACGAUUGCACAGAAUGAAGGUAAACUACCAUCUCCAUUCAUUGAUGAAGAAAAUCCAUUGUCACCAUCAUCAACGACGAUCAAAUCACCGUCAUCAAUAGAAGAACUUUUUAAAAUGAAUCAAUUUUUUGCUAUGGAAGAUACGAUCUCGACGAUAUCAUCAGAAGUUCAAGCAUUUGACAGUCAAAAUGAUGAAAAAACAGUUGCAACUGAAAUCAUUCAAUACGAUGAAAUUAGCGAAGCGACUAAUUUUGUGCAAAUUGAAACAAUGGCACUACUUGAAAUAAUGAAUGAACCAUCGAAGUAUGUGGCAGUAGUGGAAACUGUAAAUUCUAUUAAAGAUAGUAAAGCAACUACGAAAGAAAUUAAAAUGUUGCGAAAAUUUAAAGAAAGGAAGGAAUUGUAUGCCCGUGAUCCUCAAAAUCUUCAUAAAGUAUAUGAAAAGGAAUGGAAACGAAUUGAAAAUUUAAUAACAGAUCGUCGACAGCAAACCGACAGUUUAAGUAAUUGGAUUUGUAUUUGA
Brugia pahangi is the source of this 1536-nucleotide messenger RNA. NCBI's taxonomy places the organism in Eukaryota, Metazoa, Nematoda, Chromadorea, Rhabditida, Onchocercidae. The record is from the annotation of a GenBank genome assembly.